This is a messenger RNA of Cantharellus anzutake, 668 nucleotides long. RefSeq lists its product as uncharacterized. NCBI's taxonomy places the organism in Eukaryota, Fungi, Basidiomycota, Agaricomycetes, Cantharellales, Hydnaceae. The record is from RefSeq and is a predicted model, not a curated record. The transcript has a single exon. The coding region runs from base 159 to 614 and encodes 151 amino acids. Gene Ontology annotation, molecular function: protein binding.
CCAAAUGGGAGCUGAAGUAAACGCCUUCAUCCAAUGAGAGUGUGUGAGACCUCGCUCCAACCAAUCGACAUUCGCGAUUCGUGGAGCGUGUCCGCGCUCUUUAUAUAUAGUAGAUACUGUCACAAUAGGAAAAGAGGACAGAGUGCCCAGUGCACAGUAUGGGGCCUAAUUUUGCAGGACCCGCUACGGGAAUAGUCUGUCUUUCCAACCCUCCCGUUAUAACUCGAGGCUUAAGUCCAACCCAACAACCAUCUUGCGAGCGAGACUUUCGCCCCAGAGGUGGCCACUUUCGAUCUUCAACUUUUGCAUGUAAUGCGUAUUGUUCUCAAGACGUGAGUCUCAACCGACAACGAUGCCUCUUGGGUCAUGCUCAUCCUCACAGGUCCGAGGGGAGGCACAAUAUCCAAGUCGAUCCAAACUUUACGGUCAAUGAUCUCAAGAAAAGGGUGCACUUCAGGACAGGCAUUCCACCUGACGAACAACGCUUUUUAUUCAAUAACAAUAUGCUGCAAGAUGAUUGCGCUUUGCUCUCCGAGUGUCACAUCCAGGACCAGUCUAUUCUCUACCUUAUCCGGUGUCGUACUGUGGCGUCAGGCUGGUCCCACUCUCCCUAACGUCGUCAGGCGAUCCUUGCGUUGUACGCGAAAGAGAUACUCCUUGCGCUCCGC